Messenger RNA from Orbicella faveolata, 2035 nucleotides. RefSeq names its product acetyl-coenzyme A synthetase 2-like, mitochondrial. Lineage: Eukaryota; Metazoa; Cnidaria; Anthozoa; Scleractinia; Merulinidae. Gene Ontology annotation, molecular function: AMP binding; acetyl-CoA synthetase activity. The record is from RefSeq and is a predicted model, not a curated record. Gene Ontology annotation, cellular component: mitochondrion.
AUUAAAGCUAUCAGCUUGUGGAGUCAUGUAAAAUAAACUCAAUUUAAUUACGAAAACAAUGGAGGUUUCAAUUUUCGGGACGAUCGUCGAUGAAAGAAAAGUAAAAAGAAAAAAAGAGAGUCACGUGCCAAGUAUCCUUGUCGGGGGAGGUCACGGGUCUAGCACGAAAUUGCGCGCUGAGAAGUGCCAAACAUGGCGGGUAUUUUCGUUGCCCGAAGAUUGUUUCGUCCUCGGAUUUGUCCUGUAUUGUGCCGUCGAGUGUCGUCUUUCUUUACAGAUGAAUACACUCCACCUCAGCUUGAUCAUGUUACUCGCGACUGGGAGAAGCUAUAUCAACAAAGUAUCCGCGAUCCUGAGACGUUUUGGGGGCAACUUGGGGCGACGCGUUUGGCUUGGAUGAAGCCGUUUGAUUCAGUCAUGGACGUGGAUUUGGAUAAAGGACAACACAAAUGGUUUUUAGGAGGCAAACUCAAUGUUUCUGUAAACUGUGUUGAUAGACACAUGCAGGUUGAUCCUGAUCGUUGUGCCAUUAUAUGGGAGAAAGACGAGCCAGGGGAUGUCCAGAGAGUCAGCUACAGAGAGUUGUAUGAAAUGGUGAACAGGAUGGCCAAUGUCUUAAAGAGCCACGGAGUCAAGAAGGGAGAUGUAGUGUGUAUCUACAUGCCCGUAAGUCCACUAGCUGUUGCCGCUAUGCUGGCUUGUGCACGGAUUGGUGCCCCUCACAGUGUUGUGUUUGCUGGAUUUAGUUCAGAAGCGCUUGCUAGUAGAAUUAAUGAUGCAAAUGCUGAAACAGUCAUUACAGCAGACCAAGUGGUACGUGGUGGCAAAGUUGGAGAGUUAAAACAGACGGUUGACAAGGCUGUGGCUGCCAGUCCUUGUGUGAAGAGAGUUUUUGUGGUCAGCCGCACAGGCGCUGAUGUUCCAAUGGGAAAACUUGACAUUCCUCUUGAAAAGGAAAUGUGCAAGCAGUCAACAGAAUGUGAACCCGAGCAAAUGGACAGUGAAGAUAUUUUGUUCUUGUUGUACACGUCUGGCAGUACAGGACAACCAAAGGGUGUGGUCCAUACACAGGCAGGGUAUCUACUUUAUGCUAAGCUUACACACAAGUACGUGUUUGACUAUCAUCCAGGUGAUAUAUUUGGUUGUGUGGCCGACAUUGGUUGGAUUACAGGGCACACAUAUGUGGUAUAUGGGCCACUAUCUAAUGGGGCUACCACAGUUCUGUUUGAGAGCACCCCGACUUACCCUGAUCCAGGCCGCUACUGGGAAAUGGUGGAAAGACUCAGGAUAAAUCAGUUCUAUGGAGCGCCAACUGCGAUAAGAUUGUUACUCAAAUCAAGCAACUCGUAUGUCACAAAGUACGACAGAUCAUCUUUAAAACUCUUAGGGACAGUUGGUGAACCAAUUAACGCUGAGGCAUGGCACUGGUACCAUGAGGUCGUUGGGGAGAAGCGAUGUCCUAUAGUGGACACAUGGUGGCAGACAGAGACCGGUGGGAUCCUGCUGUCUCCAAGACCUGCACCAGAUGAUUCCGCCCUCAAGCCUGAGUUUCCUGCAAGGCCCUUCUUUGGAGUAGAACCAGUUAUUUUGGAUGAUAAGGGUCGAGAGCAGAUUGGAAACGACGUGAAAGGAGCCUUAUGUAUCCGUACAUCCAUUCCCAGCAUGUCCCGCACUAUAUAUGGACAUCAUCAACGCUUUUUAGAUACCUACUACAAUCCUUUCAAAGGUGUGGUUCCUUUUUUUUCGUGACCUUGCUCAACCUUGGUUCCUUUUUGCACUUGGCCUCUCUCCUCCGCAGAGGCUCAAAACGUUCGUUAUAUUAUGCGCUUUUGAUCAUUAUAUGUUAAAAAGCGCAAUAUAAAUUAAUAAAUUGUUAAAUUAUUAUUAUUAUGGAAAGCCGCUGUGCGAGGUGAGUGCAGGCGCAAAUUUUAACUCAUAUCGUUCAGCGGACAAUCCCUACCCGGAAAAACCCUUUGAGCCUCUGCGGGGAAGGGGGGUGGGGAACACUGUGUGAAUUUUUUUCCGCGCGCGUUGU